UGUACUUGAGUUCAGUCUGAUAAGAACCACCAGAGAGACGCUUUUCUCGCUCGCGCAGCACUGAUAACGCGCCACAGAUAUCAAGCCGGGAGUUGAAGCGAAAUUACACAAUUCCUCGCGGACCUUGCAGCUGGACGGAGCUCUCCUUCAAGAAGAGAAAAAGGGAAAGUUUGUCCUUUUUUCCUUGAUUUUUUUGUGUGAAAGUUCUUCUAAAGUUCUCUGAAAGAAAAGCUCUUGGAAGUUUAAACGAAGUUUUCAAAAAUUUAACGAUAUUUUAACCUAAAAAUUAAGUGGAAGAGUUUGAAAAGAAGAAAGUGUUGAGUUUUUAAAGCAAAAAGUAAAUUUGAUUAAAUUAGUGCACAAGGAAGCUAAAAAGAGGAAAAGAAAAAAAUAUCAUGGAGGUUAUCAGUGCGGUGUGAUUAAUUUUUAUAUUUAUACGAGCAAUAUGGGGCGAUAAAAAUCUGUCUACUACCAAUUUUAUCAACAUUGUUUGGAAGACAUUAGUUCAGUCUUUGAACGGAUUAAGCUCAAGGACAGGACGUUUUGCUUCUCCGCGCUGUUCUUGGCGGUUACGACUAGUUUCUAUUAAUCAUCUAUUUGAAGUACAAACUCUACAUACAUAUAAAGUAUAAAGCUUUCUGUCAACGCGAAGCUUCCAGACAAAGAGCCACGCUUUGAGAAUUUUUUUCCCGGUAGACAUCUUGUCCGACAUUUUUAUUUUUGAAAUUUAGGCUUCCAUUUCGCAAGAAAAAUGGUGAGUUGACUGUUUUAUUACAAAAUUUUGUAAAUGUAAAAAAAACGAAAAUAACGUGUGAAUGUGCUGAUAAAUGAUGAAAUUGGGUGAGAUUCAGUGAGAUAUGUGUUGUUGUGUAUGAUAUAAGAAGCUGAGAGAGAGGCAGAGAGUGAAAGUUCUUUGCACCCCAAUGUGUGAGGAUGUUGUGUAUGAAUCAGCGCGCGGGGAAAUUGCUUAACAACAGCAUGAUUUAUUUAACUAUGCCGCUCAUCCGUUUGUAUGCGUGUUUGUCCUCGAGAAUGUUGAUCAAUUUGUUUACAACUUUCUUCACCCACUUCUUAUUGGGUGAUAACGCAAACAUUCCCUCUGCUGUUGCACACUCCUCCCAAGAUGAUGCACCAUCACAACUUGCUGCCAUAAACUCAUCAUUGCAAGUUCAUCGAAUCCCUUAUCGUGGAGACAAACACACAGCGCGGACAAUGCUUCUGCAAACAAUGACGUCAAUGCGUCCUUUUUGCUUAACUAAAAUUCAUUUCUUUCCAACAUGGCGGACAAAUCCAGCGAUUUGUGGUGAAUUGGAUUUUUAGUCAGCUCUACUUUGUUUUACUUGCCGGUGCACCAAAAAAAACAAAGCAAUUUUUGAUAAGCUCUAUCAGUCUUCAACUGUCUGCCAUGUUUGAUCUAAAAAAGACCUUAGUUAGCGAAGAAAAAACAAUAUAGUUACGCACGCAGAGAGACAAUUUGUGAGAGAUAAAAAGAUUGGACGGGAAGAUUUACAACAAUGAGGUUAAUUCUAAUUUAAGAAAAGACAAGAUAUCACUUUCAUAAUAUUCUGUUGUUGCUGAUACUCUGGGGAUUUUGUUAUGAAAUUUUUGUGAGUUUAAGCCGUUUAAGCUCUGUUUGUGGGAAAAUUCAGGAUUUAUAAUCUUUUUGUAAUGAGAUUGAAUUAAAUUAAAGAUUAAUGAUCUUCAAACUAAAAAAAACUGCUUAGAAAGACUGUUGAUUUAAAAAAAAAAUUAACGAAUAAAAACGAUCAAUUUAAUUGAGGUUAUGUACCAAAGUCCGCGCAAGUUUUGUAAACCAAUUGCAAACUUUGCACAUUAUUUUCUCAGAAACAAUCACAAUUUAUGCAACAUCAUUGCUCAUGAGAUAUAGCUGUGUGGUGAGCAAACAUAAAAACCGGAUCUUUUAUGAGUUUUAAUCACAAAAUUAGUCAAAAUACAAAUAAGUAGAUAAAAGUUGGCAGUUUUCUUCGUAUAAUCUUAUUGUAAAUAGAAAGUUAAUUAAUAUUCGGAAUUAAGUGUAAUUUUUGACUAAUUAAGAAUUUAAAUACAAUUUAACAAAAGCUAAGUCCAUCAGCUCCUUCAGAAGUAAAUAAACCUGAGUUAGAAGCAAAGGCGUGAUCAAAAUUUACACAUUAGAAUUUUUUUCUUAACGUAAAGUUCUUCUUUUUCAAUGAUAAAUUUUAAAUUCAUUAAAAUUAUGGAAUUACAUGCAUUAAGAAAUUGAAAACAUUUUUAUAGGGAUAAAAGGGUAAUAAUUCUUAUUUUUGCUUAAUAAUUUUUAGACACUAGAUGGUGCUAGUUGUUAAGAUUGACUGUGAACAAUACAACGCAGUGGCUUGUCUGCUGUGUAACUUGCUUAAGCAAUUCAGAAUAAAUAAAUAAAUUUAUAAAUGCGAAAAGAGAAGAUUUAAUGCUAAGAACUGGCUAGGGAAGUUAAUUGAGAAGAUUCUAGCCGUUAAUGAUUCUUCUCAUAGAUGGCGCUAGUUGAUAAGAUUAACCUUUUCUUUGUUCAAAAUUGAUCUUUCUAUAAUAAGCUUUCCUUGGAAACCAAGACAAUUUUUGCACAAAAAAUUUCAAAUAGAAAGUUCUUGAGGGUUUGAAACUAUUCAACUCAACCGACAAAUGGUUAAAAUUUUGUUCAAUUUAGUGGCAUUUUGUGGCGGAACUCGAGGAAGAAAUGAAUAUUUCUUCGAUUAAUUUAAUUGUUGCAUCAUAAAACUCAAACACACUGAUCAUUUUAAUUUCUGGUGAGUUCAUCGAUUCCGUCAACAAAAAUGACUCCAUUUAUUUGUUUGUUAUUCAAUGUAACUUUUGGGGGAAAACUAUACAUAUUCUGGAUCACUUUUAUGACGCAUUUAAUGUGAUUCAGUUCGUCAAUCUCAAUUUUUCCGUCAUCUCUCUCUUCUAGACGUCUUAAGAAAAUUUGAAUAAGAAACUUCUGAAAGAAAAAUUUAUUUCUGCAUAAAUUUCCUUUGCGAGAUAUUUCCCAAACGCAAAACCAGUUAUAAAACGAAUGAAUUGCGAACUUUAAAUUCAAUUCUGGGCUCUAUUUAAAUUUUAAUCAUCAAUAAAUCAAUGAUUUUUUGUUCACAUUUUGAAUAGUUUUGUGAUCUGUAUCACUGUUAAGAGAAGGAAAAAAUUAAGAAGCUAUUCAUGAUUUUUUCUUUGAUUCUUUGACGAUUUUCGUGGCGCGAAAAGGUUGAUCUUUGAACCUCUUCGUGUGAUUAUUUAAAUUUGUUUUAUCUUAAAACUAGAGGGUUCUUUUUUGAGAACAAUCAGAUAAGAGCACGGCGUGUAGUAAUUUAUUGGCAUUCCACUUGAUUGUGAAGAUUAAGAGCAAAUGAGCUGACUGUGGGGGGAAAUUGCAAAAAGGAGUGUAUGCAUUGUAAAUUUAUUUUUGACUGAUAACGCAACUUCGGUGCGAGGUGAUAAAGUGCGAAUUGAUGUCAUAUUGUCUGCGAGACAAAAUGGGAAUAUUCCGCUUAAAACACUUCUUAAUCAUCGCGACGCGUUUUUUCUUCCCCCUUAAACACAAUAAAAGGAAAAAUUUCCGUAAGAGAAAAGGUCUUUGUCUCUUUGAAGAUAAAUAUUUAAAGUACAGAAGGAAAGGAAAUUAAAUAAAAAUGACUCAAACAAUCCUCCAGAAGGAUUAAUAAUCUCUCACAGAAGCUCUGAAGCUCUGUUCUAGUAUUUUCUCAGUGUAAAUUUCUUGAGAAAGAAGAGAGAAAAAUAACAUUUUGUAUUUUCAAAUGCUCCAUGAUAAGGAAUAUGUACGUUACUUCAUUUGAUAAAGUUUUCCAGAGUUUUCGAAGAACUUUGUGCGAUUGUACCGAAAAAGCUCGCUAGAAGGUUCAGGUUCAAUUUGGUUUGCUUUUCACCCCAACCAGAUAUUUUCCGAACCAACUGGAAAAAUUAUUGCGAUUUUGCACUCGGCGCUGUCUUAACAAUGUUUCAGAAGAGCUAUCGUGAAUCACCUUUGCACACAGCAUGAACAUUUUGAUAACAUUAUUUUAGCACUUCAUGGACCUCUUAAAGGUUAAACUUUUUAUUAUAUUUUACAUGAGAAAAAAAUCCAGAGUGAUUCGGAAAAAUAUUUUUCUCAACAUCUGAAUCAACUCAAUGUGAAGAAAACACGGAGAAAUAAUGAAGAAUUUAUCGCAGAACAUUGAGAUGGUUUACGUGAAAAUUCUAAAGAAAUCUUCACUGAAUGUUAAAGAAUUUUUGAGUUUUAGUGCUUCAAAACUAUGUGAAGGAAAAGGAGUUUAUUCACAGUUGUCUGUGCGAAAUUUUGGCUUGAAAAUUAGGCAUCAUAAUAUUAUUUAAGUCUCUGCGUUAUUUUUUUUUUUUUUAAUUAAGAGAAUAAUUUUUUUAUUAGAAAGAAAAUUGAAAAAAUAGGGUCCUAAAUGAAAAAUCUCAAAAUAUGUUUUUAAGCACUGAAAAAUUAUUUAACUAACAAUUAUUUAAGCCUCAAAAAUGAUAAAAUUUUCCAGAUUUUCUUAGAAUAUUUUUCAAAAAGAACUAAUCUCAUUUUUCAUUAUUUUCUCAUUUUUCUUAUUAAAUGAAAAUUCACAAAUUAUGUACAAACAUAGCACAGCGCCAUCUCAUGUCCCCUGACAUUAAGCAGAAAAUUCAAAAAAAGCUCCAACUAAUGAAUGAAAGCACAAUGUUAAUUAGUUAAUUUUCUUUGAUGUUUUCCCCACAUUUCCUCAUUUAUUUAAAUCUUCCCAUGAACCUGGAUGUUCGAUGGUAAUAUGAUAAACAAACUACAAUCCACGUGCUUCAGUUUUAACUUCUUCUCAACAUGAAAAUGAGAAGAAAAAAAAUCGUGAAGAUGAGGGAGGAUGAGGGUCGUUAUGUAAACUAUAUUUCAAAGAAAUAUAUACCUACAGCAUAAAAUGUAUGAAAAUAUAUAUAGCACGCGUGUAGCUGUUUCUCCGCGGUAUCGUGUUGUCUGUGGGCAAUAAAAGAGCCGUUUUCUUGGUGUGUUACCUUAUACAUAAGUGAUGUGAAAAUGUAUAUAAAAAUAUACUUCAAGUACUUUAAAUGUCUGAAAUCAAGCGAGUCAAUGUCACUUACAGCAUAAAGUAAUCAAUACGUGUGAGCGAAUUCUUGAGACUCUCGGAAGUAAUUUAACAGAGAGGAAUCAAUUGACUUUUACAAGAUUGAUAAUUAGCAGCUGUUUCCUUUUUUUUCUCUUACAAACUAAAACUAAUACAGAAGCUUUUAACUAUGUAUAAUAGCCCACAUGGGGCAAUUUUAAGUGAUUCUUUGUUAAAUUUGCUCUUUAAUAUUGCGGAAUUUGGAGUAGAGCACUUGUUGGUAUGAAACAGAAUUCCCGCCAAAAGAGAUUGACAAAGAGGUAGAAUGAGAAAAAAUAGUUUUAUAUGGAUUACAUAGGGAAUGAUUGUGGUAAGCUUCACUUACGGGGUUUGUGAGUAUUUUUCUGUUCUUUCAGAAGCUUCAAGAUUAAUAGAGAUUGCAAAGAACCAGAAGAAACAUAAGAAACACAAGAAGUAUGUAGGUAAAUUGUAAAAAUAAUGAAUAAAUUAGUGGAAUAAUCAACCUAAUUAGAGCAUCAGAAAAAUCCCUCAAGUAUUUUACAUUAAAUCCCCCAAUAAGCCAAGUUUCAGCCCAAUCCCACAUUCAUGAGCUUUUAAGCUCUCUACAUAAGCUGCCCCCUCUCAAUUUAAUGAAUGAAACAUAUAUACCGCUAAAACGAUAAAGUUCAGGGACUCUCAAUCAAUUAAUUCAAAUUUUAUUCACUCUCAGCCAUCAAUGUGUGAGAGAUUUUUUGAAGAGACGAAGCAGCGGCAAAAAAAAGAAGAAUUAGACACAAAAUACUUCACAAUUUCCUCGUGUCGAGACAAAUGGGCACCGCAUGUGCAAAAAGAAAGACCAAAGAAAAGUCCCUGAAGAAAGUCAGAGCGCAGCAGCAAGCAAAAGUUCCAAUGACGAAUGCACUUCCGGUGCUGCAGCGAUGACCCAACUUGAUGGGAAAUUGCUCAGCGCAGGAAGCAUGAUAAAUGAUCUCAACUCUCCUCCAUGCUAUUUACUUUCAUUACAAAAAAAAGUAAGUUCAUUAAUAAAAAAAGAGAUCGCCGCAAGAUCGCGAGUAAGAAUGAAAGAAAAAAAACCGGCAGCCUCAGGAAAUUAAACAAAGACUUUGUUGGGAAUUUUUUUGCGGUAAGAAAAUUGACGUCAAAUGUGCAAGAAAAUCAGCAAAUAUCGCAAAAUAAUUCCUAUUUAUUCAGCAGAAUUUUUCAACAGUACAUUUGACUCCAAGUUCGAUUGCGUGUGCUCAUUUGUCCACCUCUGCGGCUUUGAGAAAAUUAUCUAAUCGCUCUUUUUGACAAUAAUUUGACGAUUGAAUUAAUUAAAUGACACAUGAAUACCUUUUUUAUUGCGGAGAGAAAAGAAAAGUGAGAUUGUUGUAUCAAAUUUGGCAAUCUUGCUACUUUUUUUACGAGAGAGAAAGAAAAAGAAUAUUUAAAUGGUCAAACGCAGACGGAGAUCGUUGACUCUACGAUCUAUAGAAAAUUAUUGUAGAAUUUUUAUAAUUAGGACAAGAGAUGGCGCUGUUUAAUAUUUGUUUAAUAUAUUGUAAAAGUUUGUUAAGUAAAGCACUUGAUUUGGAAACUUUAAAAGUAGCUUAAAAUGCGUUUUUUUUAAUCAAAGAUUUGUCUUUAAAUUAUUUUAAUAAAUUGUCUGUGUUGCUUCGAGUUUUGCUAUUUCGUUCAUCAGGUAUUAGUUCUUAAUAAAAAAAAUCUUAAUUAAUUUUCAAUGAAAGAUUUUUGUGUGUUUUUGACCACAAUUUCAUACUCUUUUAUUCUAUAAUGAACAAUCAGCGCCAAUUCAGUUCUAAAGCUCUUUACAAGAAUGAAAACUAAGCUUAAAAAUUAAAGAAAAAGAUAAUUCAUCAUUCAUUCUUAAUCUUAAAAUUUUGCAUAUUACCGCCAUCUAACAACAGAAACAUCAAAUCUAAAUUCUUUACUAUUUCAAUGUAAUAAACAAUGAAUCUUCAUUAGGAAGUUUUCUUCAUAACAAGAACGUUUUAUCUUACGAAAUUUCAAACGAAUUUUUCUCAGACAAUAAUAAACAAUUUAAAUUUCUCUCCAUGUUUUUUCCCAUAAGGAAAUAUGUGAGUCACAUUUGCGCUCUAAUGAGAGUAUUUUACCACCAUUUAGUGCUGAAGGAGAUGAAAAAAAAAAGAGAAUCAAGGCAAAAAAAAUUGUAUCAUCCCAUGUGAUGAAGUGAAGAUGAUGGGUUCUGCUUAUUGCAUGAUUAAUUGGCUUAUUAGCCCACAAGAACAUCAUUUACGCUUACGCGUGAUUUCUGGUGCUAAAAUGCAUGACGCAAAUUGGCUGGAUUUUUUUUUGUGUGCACUCAUUCAAGAAGACUAAUUAGGCGAAUUGAGGAAAAUUUUUAUACUCACAAAGCAAGAAAGGAAAGUUCAAAAUGCUGCGCUUGGGCUUCUUGGUAGCGAUGUGAGAUACAUAUGUGAGUAGGGCACGUUGAGGGGUAUUCACCGGCAGGUGGAUUAGUAAGACGUAAAAGUUUUUAAGCCUUGGAGGAUUUUGCUGGCCAAAAUGGCCAAAUCGACUUUUUUCGAUCGCCUCAGAAUGAAAAUCUAUUUAACAUUUCGUGAUAAAUUCUAUGUCUGUGUAUAGGAAAGUUUCAUUACUUCAAUAUCGUCGAAAGAGAACUUGGAAAAAUAUUUUCUCUUGAGGUAGCAUGAAGGUCAAACUUUUGAGGUUAGAAACCUCGAUCCUCCAAGUGUUAAGGAGAUUUAAAAUAUUUCUGUUAACUAAAAAUGAUCACGUUUUUUUUUUUAAACAAAAAGACUCGUUUAUUUAAAAACUCUUCCCCUGUUCUAGAUUAAAAUUGAUAUCUUUUAAAUUAUUGAGGUUAGAAAUCAUUUACUCCGCUUACGUUUACUCCACAAUUCCAUUACUUAUGUCUUUGUCUUACAUUCUUAUGUAAGUUCUGCUAAUGAAAAGUCUUUAACAGGCGCUAAAUUAAUUAUUUUUUCUAUCUACUCGUUUUCUUGCAUCCCUAUUUUUUUAUAUUGGAAUUGUUUUAGUAAAUGAGGUAAUUGUGAGUAACCCUAAUAAAAAUUUCGACCAUGAAGCGACUCCGCUAAAAAAUUCUAUUGUCCCCUCUUUUUUCUUGUCUUAUAGUAAACUCUUCAAGUAAGGAAUCGCUUUGUUUGUAAAUAAAGUCAAAUAAUGUUUAUUUAGACGUCUUAUCACGUACUUUUUUUUUGCCCACACAAAAACCGCGAGGAAAUUUUUCUCUUCUUUUUUUUCCACACACAACUUGGAAGAAAACUUCUUCAUAAUUUUUCCCUCCAGCACUUUGUCAAUUGCAGCUCGGAGGGAAAGUUUGUGGUUUUGAGGGGAUUAUUUUUUUUUAUUUAGUUAAAUUUGUCGUGAAAAGUGCAUUUUAGUGGCGGUUUGAAUUUUUUUUCGGCGCACUACUGGAAAUUUUUCUUGAUACUAUAUACAAUUUAGCAUAAAGCUGUGUGUGUUGACGAUCUUGAGGAGAUUUUGUGUAUAAAGCACACGCGGUGCUCGCACAUACAGCGUCGAGUCAAUAAAAAAGGCAUAUAUAUGCCCAAAGAGACGUCAGACUCCGAGCCUGUGAUUCUAUAUAAAAGAUCCGAUCGACUCGGUGGCAGUAAUCAGUAACACGUUACCUUUUGUCUCGAGAACCAAACUCCUCCGUCUCUCGAGAGAGAGCUCUUUGGCUUUAAUUCUUUCUUAUUAAAAAAAAAUCUGUGAUAAAGUUUUUGUGUUUUAGAACACUUACAAGAAACUCUUCAAAAGCUUUUUGAGAUCCUUUUGUAUAUAGCAAAAGAAAAAAAAGCUCCACACGAGGAGCUUUUUUGCACGUUGAGACAUUUUUUUCGAAAGAAGAAGAAAAACAAAUCAACAUUCAAUGUGCGAAUCGUGCAAAGUGAUUGUGGCGGGAAUUUUCACGAAAAACGUGCUGUUUGUGAAGCAUUGAAGGAGGUAGAAAUAAAAAAAACGAUCGGACACAUCUCUUGGAAGCAUCCCAAGUUGUUAUAAUCUCCUGCAAUCUCGCGUUGUUUAUUUUGCAUUGUGCCGUGAACAUACAAAGUGUGUGAAGUCUCGCGCUGUGAAAAUUCUAUUUACAAUAAAAAAUCACAAAGUCGUGAUUUUUGCAACUUUUUUUGCAAUUCUUUUUGCGAUAUUAAUUCUUGCAAAUUAGACAGUAAUUUUCUCGAAGUAAAUAGCAAUCAAAGUGAAGAGUGUGUGCAAAAAAAAAGGUGGCUAAUCAUCUCACAAAUUACCACUCAGGUGCGAGAGACAAAUUAAGUGUUGAAGAGACUUUUAAUAAUUUAAAAUUAUUACUCGUGAGACGAGAAAAUUGGCCACACAGAUCGCACGAGUGCAAACGAUGGAGACAUUGGUGAGGAAAACUCACCAUCAGCGACAACCUUCGCUGGGGAAAUCAAUGCCAAUGUCAUCGUUGAUCAUUGAUCUCAAUGGAAAUAAAAAUAUCACCAUCGCACAAGAUGGACGAUCACCCGAUCAUGACACAACCACGAUCCUCUUCCCAGUGCCUGAGGAGCCAACGACGGAGUGCGAGAGUGUAGCACUGAGGAUGGACUUGAUGAAUCCCAUGCUAGCUGAGGCAAUCACAAAGACAUCCAUGCUCACGUCUCCGGCAGCAAGGCGGCGUCUUGUUGCCAGAAAAAUGGAAAUGGAUGCCAAUGCGUACAUCAGUGGGCAUCAAGAUGACCUGGAUUAUGUUCCACCCCGCGAUCUUCUUGUCUACCUCGUCAGAAUGGGCUCAUUCAACUCAUCGCCCAAGUUCAACAACGAAGACAACCAGGACGACGAUGUGGAGAUCCCAUCGGGACUCACAACGAGUGAUCUUGUCCAUCACUGUCGCAUGAUGCGUGGCGAUCAGCGUCCACAGCUGCUCACGCGGUACUUCCUCAACCCCACAGAUCGCUCCUUUGGCCCGCAGGAUCUCACAAAUGGGAUGCGUGUCCUCAAUCUCGAUGCUGUGUCGAAGAUCUGCAGUGCCCCGGUGUCGUCACCGCAGCACAUCCGUGUCCUGCAGUGGAAUGUCCUUUCGCAGUCGCUGGGUGAGAAGAAUGAUGGCUUUGUGAAUUGCCCCGAUGAGGCACUCACGUGGGAAUGCCGGAAGUACCAAAUAGUGCAGGAGAUCAUUCAGAAUGAUCCGGAUGUGGUGUGCCUACAGGAGGUGGAUCACUUCAAGUUCCUCCAGAUGACGCUGGGUAGUCAGAACUACGAGGGGGUCUUCUUCCCGAAGCCCGACUCCCCGUGCUUGUAUGUGCAAUCCAACAAUGGUCCCGAUGGGUGUGCCAUCUUCUACAAGAAGAACAAAUUCGAUCUCGUCACGUAUGCCACGCGUGUGCUGCAGGUGUGGCGCGUGCAGAGCAACCAGGUGGCCAUUGCGGCCAUUCUGCGUGUGCGGCAGAGUGGCCGGGAGGUGUGCGUGGGCACGACACACCUGAAAGCUCGUCACAGUGCUCUCCUGUCGAAGUUGCGCAAUGAACAGGGGAAGGAUCUCAUGCGAUUCGUGGCGGAAGUGGCCGCCGGGAGGCCUGUUAUCCUCUCCGGGGACUUCAAUGCGGAACCCGUGGAGCCUGUUUACAGUACAAUCCUCAAUUAUGUGCCCCUGGGGCUGGCUAGUGCCUAUGCGGAUGCCCUCGAUGCACCCCUGUCCGCUGCGGAGACGUCACACACAGAGUGCCAUCGCGAUGGGGAUAGCCUCACGAGACCCGAGAUUUCAGCACGUCACGAACCACCCUAUACUACGUGGAAGAUCCGUGAAGAUGGUGAGGUAUGCCACACCAUUGACUAUGUCUUCUACUCCAAAGAGAAAAUGAAGGUUAACAAUUGCCUCAUGUUUCCGCAAGAUAAUGAAAUUGGAAAGGACCGCGUACCGAGCUUCCAAUACCCCUCCGACCACUUUUCCCUUGUUUGUGACUUUGAGUUCCUGGACAGCGAUGGGGCGGUGUAGGCUAUCCAUACAAAAUUAAACUUUAAUAAAUAAAAAACAAAUUAAAAGAAGAAAAGAAAGAACUUAUCCCAAAAAACAGGUGAAGGAUCUUCCAGUAUAGGCAGACAACGAGAGAUUUUUCCCUUAUGGAAAGCACUCAAAUUCUUUUCUUGGAGAUUUUCUUUUAUUUUAUUUACAAUUUGCGAAAUUAACGAGAGAAAAUGAAGGUUUAUUUUCUCUCUAAAAUUACGAACAAGAACAAAAUGGAACAAAUUUACAGGAUUUAUGUGAUUCUGAAUUAAUUCAGAACAAAAAUCUUAUUUUUUUUGCAAAAUUUUCCGUGGAAGGAAAAAUAAGGAAAUGUAAAUAAGCAAACUUUAUGGAAUUAUUUAUUAAAAAAAAAAAAAUAAUAUUAAUUAAUUAUUAUUUUGAUAUAAGAGGAGGCAGUAUCAUGUUGAAAUACACAUAAUGUGAAUUGUUGGAGAGAGAAGAAAUAAAUUAUUUUUCUAUGAAA
This is a messenger RNA of Lutzomyia longipalpis, 11530 nucleotides long. RefSeq names its product nocturnin (gene cu). Gene Ontology annotation, biological process: circadian rhythm. The transcript is spliced from 3 exons. Lineage: Eukaryota; Metazoa; Arthropoda; Insecta; Diptera; Psychodidae. Gene Ontology annotation, molecular function: poly(A)-specific ribonuclease activity. The record is from RefSeq and is a predicted model, not a curated record. The coding region runs from base 9439 to 11037 and encodes 532 amino acids.